CUGAAAAUAAAAUUAUAUAACAGACCCACUAACUACUGUCAUCCAAAAUAAAGAGAACCAAAUCCAAAGAACCACUCACAAAGUCUCAGACACUCUCGUACAACACUUCGUGCGAUUUCGUUACUCUCGAGAAGAUGGGUAGGAAGUUCUUUGUUGGCGGUAACUGGAAAUGCAAUGGAACCACUGAGGAGGUGAAGAAGAUUAUCAACACACUCAAUGACGCUGAAGUGCCUUCCCAAGAUGUUGUGGAGGUUGUGGUUAGCCCUCCGUUUGUGUUUCUUCCGACAGUGAAGAGUUUAUUGAGGCCCGAUUUUCAUGUCGCUGCACAAAAUUGCUGGGUUAAGAAGGGUGGUGCUUUCACCGGUGAGGUUAGUGCAGAGAUGCUUGUCAAUUUGGAUAUCCCUUGGGUCAUUAUUGGUCACUCUGAAAGAAGACUCAUAUUGGGUGAAUCCAAUGAGUUUGUUGGAGACAAAACUGCAUAUGCACUUUCACAAAAGUUGAAGGUGAUUGCUUGCGUUGGUGAGACUCUAGAGCAGCGGGAAGCAGGAUCAACCUUGGAGGUUGUUGCAGCACAAACGAAGGCAAUUGCAGACCGAGUGUCAAAUUGGGAUGAUGUUGUCUUGGCUUAUGAGCCGGUAUGGGCUAUUGGAACCGGGAAGGUUGCAUCUCCAGCUCAGGCUCAGGAAGUACACACUGAAUUGAGAAAAUGGCUUCAAGCAAACAUUAGUGCUGAAGUUGCUGCCUCAACUCGGAUCAUCUAUGGAGGAUCUGUCAACGGUGCAAACUGCAGGGAAUUGGCAGCAAAGCCUGAUGUUGAUGGUUUUUUGGUUGGUGGAGCUUCUCUUAAGCCGGAGUUCAUUGACAUAAUCAAGUCAGCUGAGGUGAAGAAAAAUGCUUGAAUUUUCGAAACUGCCCUGAUAUUAGGCAAUUUUAAACCUUUUGUUUCAGAGGUAGAUUUAUCUAUCCGCACAAUUUUAUAGAUAAGUUUCGAGAAAUAACAAGCUUUUUGUAAUUGGGGUCAGUCCCUCUGGAUCUGGAUUUUAAUGUAUGAAUAAAUUUGUUUGUUGGCAUGCCACUACA
Molecule: messenger RNA, 1080 nt
Organism: Humulus lupulus (European hop)
Lineage: Eukaryota; Viridiplantae; Streptophyta; Magnoliopsida; Rosales; Cannabaceae
Product: triosephosphate isomerase, cytosolic
Exons: 9
Coding region: 135-899 (254 amino acids)
Biological process (GO): gluconeogenesis; glyceraldehyde-3-phosphate biosynthetic process; glycerol catabolic process
Cellular component (GO): cytosol
Molecular function (GO): triose-phosphate isomerase activity
Source: RefSeq, a predicted model, not a curated record